GCAGUUACCAUUUUGGAUGGAGGCUCGCCCGCACGGUGAACCAGCUCACUUUGGUAGAUUGAUGGCAUGAUCUUUUCCACGUUAAAACCACAGAGCUUGAUCCAUGCGCUCUUCCAGUAGCCCCCGUUCACUUGGAGAAGAUGAAUAACAGAUAUUUCGAUGCGAACACACCAAAGGUGGCGGCGGUUGUGGGCUUUUACAUGUCCGCCGCACUGGUGAUGGUUUUUGUGAACAAAGCCGUCCUUAAUAGCUCACCAGAUCUACCGCUGCUCUUUCUCCUGCUGCAGCUGCUCAUCGCAGUCUUGCUCCUCCACGUGGCAGCUAUGUUCAUCCCGCGUGUCGAGAUACCCAAGAUCGAGCUCGAGACCGCCAAGAAGCUCGCACCUGUAGUCCUUGUCAACAUCAUUGGACUCAUUUUCAAUACGUUAUGCCUUCGUGAUGUCGAGGCCAGUUUCUUCCAGAUUGCGCGUGGCCUUGUCCUACCUCUGACCAUCCUUGUAUUCUCCGCGCAUACUCACACUGUGCCUUCUGUUCGAGUUGGAAUUGCUGCCGGGACAGUUGCCAUAGGUUUCUUGCUCGGCGUGGCGCCGUCUGCCAUGGUGCCGGCCAACGCUGCGCCUUCAAGUCUUUCUCUGUUCUACGGCUUCCUUUCGUCGCUUUUCAUUGCUUUCCAUGCUGUUCUUAUCAAGUCAUCCCUCCCUUAUUGCAACAACUCAACCAUACAACUUGCAUACUGGACCAACUUAGGCUCUGCAAUUUUUCUUUUCCCUUUUGUCUUGCUUUACAGAGAAAUUUCCACUCUUGAGGACCUUAUGCACGAUUCGAACUGGGACGGGCGUGUGUUUCUAUGGGGGAGCAUCGUGACCGGCAUUUUCGGUUUCUUACUUUGCAUCGCCGGCCUGCUGAGCAUCAAGGUUACAAGUCCUAUUACACACAUGUUCUCCAGCGCUUUAAGAUCAGUUAUCCAAACCCUGUUGGGUGUCUGGCUAUUCAAAGACAUAAUGACGGUCAAUCGCGCAGGUUCUAUUCUCGUUAUCAUGAUAGGCACCAUUUAUUACACCUGGGUCAAAUCAUUGGAAGCCGCACCUCCGCCGCGCAAGGAUGUUGACCUCGAGGCUAUAGGAAAUAGGAAGCAUCAGGAAGAUUCUGAUGAUGGCGAGGUUACGGUGGUUUUCGGAGUGCCGGAGGAGGAGGAGAAGGUGUAAGAAGUUGUCCCUAGACACGAGUGUCCUUCUAAUAGACACGGAAAAUUGCCACGAGUGAUCAUCACAGCGUGUACGUUGCUACCCGAGACGAUUCUUAAUGGACCACGUACUACUCUUACUUACCAUCAAUGCACAGUUACGGACACUUACAGUCUUACAUACUAGUCGUUAGCUAUAUCUAUUUUGUUUGCGUGCCU
Molecule: messenger RNA, 1402 nt
Organism: Suillus clintonianus
Lineage: Eukaryota; Fungi; Basidiomycota; Agaricomycetes; Boletales; Suillaceae
Exons: 7
Coding region: 141-1205 (354 amino acids)
Biological process (GO): protein O-linked glycosylation via fucose; GDP-fucose import into Golgi lumen
Cellular component (GO): Golgi apparatus
Molecular function (GO): antiporter activity
Source: RefSeq, a predicted model, not a curated record